Podarcis raffonei (Aeolian wall lizard) is the source of this 1263-nucleotide messenger RNA. RefSeq lists its product as uncharacterized. The record is from RefSeq and is a predicted model, not a curated record. The transcript is spliced from 8 exons. Lineage: Eukaryota; Metazoa; Chordata; Lepidosauria; Squamata; Lacertidae. The coding region runs from base 79 to 1170 and encodes 363 amino acids.
AUAAAAGCUUGUGCAUUUCUAGCUGAAGCACUGAAAGCUUGGGCGGACGACAGAUAGGGACGUUGCCAGCCAAGAAGUAUGGGGAAGUUUCCGAGACUGCUUCUCCUGACUGUCCUGGUUCUCCCAGCAUGUGCUUCAACUUGCACGACUCGUUGGUUCGACCGGGAUGACCCUUCAGGAGUGGGUGACUUUGAAACUCUUGCUGACCUGAGGAGGGAAUAUCCCAUGGACAUUUGCCCUAAACCCAUUGGAAUUGAAGCUCAGACUGUGGAGGGAACCCCAGCGUCCAGCACUGGACAGAUCUUUCAUCCGUUUAACCCUAAAGAAGGAUUUGCUUGUGUAAAUAAGGAGCAGAACUAUUCCUGCUUGGAUUACAAAGUCCGCUUCACCUGUCCCUCGAACUUCUGCUCAGCUUCAACUUGCACGACUCGUUGGUUCGACCGGGACAACCCUUCGGGAGUGGGUGACUUUGAAACUCUAGCUGACCUGAGGAGGGAAUAUCCCAUGGACAUUUGCCCUGAACCCAUUGGAAUUGAAGCUCAGACCAUGGAGGGAACCCCAGCAUCCAGCACUGGGCAGAUCUUUCAUCUGUUUAACCCUAAAGAAGGAUUUGCUUGUGUGAAUAAGGAGCAGAAGUAUUUCUGCUUGGAUUACAAAGUCCGCUUCACCUGUCCCUCGAACUUCUGCUCAGGAUGCAUGACCCAGUGGUUUGAUCGGGAUGAUCCAUCAGGAAGGGGAGACUAUGAACUCCUUUCCAAUUUGCGGAGCGAAUACCCUGGAAAGAUUUGUGCUGAGCCCCUUGCAAUCAACGUACAGACUCUGGAUGGGAUUCCUGCCCUGAAGACAGGGCAAAAGUUCUCAGUGUAUGACCUCACUCAAGGCUUUGCCUGUGUCAAUGAUGAGCAAGAACCUGGUCGGUCCUGCCAUGAUUACAGGGUCCAGUUCACAUGCCCAGGAUCCUUCUGUUCUGGUGAGUUCCACUAUGAGUUGAUAGGAUAUUCUCUACUGGGAGGGAGUGGGCAGUGGGGAUGGCAAACCUCCUUAAUGAUUGUUUUGCCAAAUAAUAAUAAUAAUUUAUUAUUUAUAUCCCGCCCACCUGGCUGGGUUUCCCCAGCCACUCUGGGCGGCUUCCAACAAAGUAUUAAAAUACAGUGGUCUGUUAAACAUUAAAAGCUUCCCUAAAGAGGGCUGCCUUCAGAUGUCUUUUAAAAGUCUGGUAGUUGUUCUUCUCUUUGACAUCUGGUGGGAGGGCGUUCCACAGGA